AUUUUUUUGUGUAAUUGACUUUUUUUGUAUUUUUUGUUGGAAAGAUUACAAAAAAACUUUUUUAAAUGGCCGAAGAAGAACAAACUGUGGAAAUAGAAGCCACAGAGGAGGAAAAACCUGCGGAAACUCAAGAAAAUCGAGAAGAAAAGGUUGAACCACCGCCUCCAACAGCACCAGCAGAAGUGGAAGAGCAAAAACCACCUGUUGUAGAGGAGGCAAUAACCGAAAAAGAAGACGUGAAAACUGAGGAUAAUCAGGAAGAAAAUGUUGAAGCAACGCUACCAACAGCACCAGCAGAAGUGGAAGAGCAAAAACCACCUGUUGUAGAGGAGGCAAUAACCGAAAAAGAAGACGUGAAAACUGAGGAUAAUCGGGAAGAAAAUGUUGAAGCCCCGCCACCAACAGCACCAGCAGAAGUAGAAGAGCAAAAACCACCUGUUGAAGAGGAGCCCAAACCCGAAAAAGAAGACGUGAAAACUGCGUCUGAGAUUGAGGAACAACCAAAAGAUGUAAAGAAGGAGUCGGUUGAUAGAGGAAAAGAAGAAAUAAUAGAAGAAAUUAAGCAAAUAGAUAAAGAAGAAGAUGUAACUGAAGUGAAAAAGGACUUUGUUAAAACAGAAGAUUAUGAAGAGGAAGAGGAAGGUCAAGAAGAUGAUAAUGAUGACGAGAUUUCUUUAUAUGCACAAGAUCUUGAAGGUAUUGUUGGAGAAGACGUCUUCUCCUAUGAUUUGCCAGAAAAACAAUCAUUGAGGGCGUCUAUUAAUAGUGCUUUUAUGAGAACAAGUUUAGAUAAUACCCAAUUUGAAAUGAAUGAUCCUGAUUAUUUUAAUUUUGAUGAUCAUAUUGAUGCCGACUUGGCUGAAAUGGAGCAAAAGGAAGAGGAAAUGGAAGAGCGGAAAGUCGUGAAGAGGGUGGACGAAGAAACAAUAGAUAAGCAGCUGUACAUAAAAUUAUAUGUUGAAGUUAAAAGAAAAACGAGACUUGAACAGCAGAAAAACACGUUUCUUGAAAGGAGAGUGGUGGAUUUUAUGAGAAGACGAAAGUUGGAACAAGGCCUGCGUGAUUCCGACGCCGAAGAGGACAGCGAUUUCAUAAAACGAUACAAGAUGCAACUUACGGCUUUCGAAACUCAACAGGAAGUGCAAGAGAACCACCUGGACAUCCUGAAGGCCGAAAUAGAGAGCGCACAAUCGGUGAGAAAUUUUAACGUGGACACGAAAGAAAACCUCUUCCACGAGCUGCAAGCGCGCGAGAAAGAAAUCGGCAUGGGUUUGAUUUAUUCGAAAACCGGAAAACCGAUUUCGGACAAUUACGUCGCGACGUUGAUUGAGAGGCAGAACAAACAGCACUCUCAAAUAUCCGAUAUGAGACUGACGUUCAUAAAACUUCGCAUAAAAGUUCAAGAGGUCGAAGACAAACUGCUCAAGCUCGAAAAAAUCGAUUCUCACUUGACUUUGAUGGAUUUUGAGCAGCUCAAGCUGAAGUUCCGCUCGUACGUGGAAAAACUGGAAGAGAGGGAUGACGAGUUGAACCGUUUGAGAAUGUUAUGCCAGAACUCGAUCCAAAUUAUGGCUCACUACAAGGAAAAGUCGAGCGGUAUGGACACUGAUUUAUUGGAUUUGGCCGACGAUUUGGCCGAUAUGGAAUUGGCGUUAAAUCAGGUAUCAAAAACCACACCCGGCACCGGACCUCAUCAGUGCCGGGUAGACAUCUGGUGUUUGUUACAGUGCUGUAAACGUUGCACACAUGUUCGAUUUUUUCUGUUUUAAAUUUUAGAGCAGGGACGAAUUGAACACUCUCAAGCAAGAAAGAGAUAAGUACCGGCAAAUGACCAAUACUAUAAAAGAAGAAUCUGGACUUUUAACAAUACCAGAAUUAUUAUAUGAUAUGGAAGAUACUCACGAUGAAUUAAAAGAGGCUUCUGAACGCCUCGAAAAGGUGGAAAAGGAAAACAUAAUAAAGAAAGAGCAGGUGAGAAAUAUAAGGAAGAAUAUUGAAAUUCAGACAGAAUUAAAGAGACACACGCUACAAGAGAAAAAAGUUCACGUUCACGUAAUUCCUAAAAAACGCCCUGUUUUACCAGCUGAGGCUUUUCAUGAUUUAAAACAACUACCAAAACCUAAUCAAUGCUUAAGACAAAAUAAAAAAUAAAAAUAUUUGAA
Messenger RNA from Brassicogethes aeneus, 2162 nucleotides. Lineage: Eukaryota; Metazoa; Arthropoda; Insecta; Coleoptera; Nitidulidae. The record is from the annotation of a GenBank genome assembly.